UUCCACUACUUUCGAUUCAUGCCAAUAGGCUCAGCCUUCGUCAUAUCUUUCAUUGCCUUAUAAAGUCGUAUGAGCGAUACAAAUAUAAAUAUGUAGAUGUAAACCGCGACUGAACCCUGAAGUAUAAUUCCCCAUCCAGGACAAAUAAAGUGUCAAAUUGAUUAUCGGGACGAAAGACUGCUCUAUUGACUUUCAUGCAUUCAUUCAGCCUUCAUCAAUUUCUAACAUACGGCAUUUACUUAUACAUACUUACUUAUGAUUUCUCUGCAAUAAGAGAAAAUCAUCAAAUUUCAUCUUGCCCACCCGAGCUAUAAAUCUUGAAAGUACAUUUUGGUGCCUCUCAAGUACUAACAAAAAGGUAAUAAUCAUUCAUUCCAGGCCUCCUCUCUGGUAUUCUUUAUAACCGGCUCCCGCUCGCCGUAGCUUAACAAGUCCGUUAAAAUUUGAACAGUGCUGAAAAAAAUCACACUCAAUUUUUAGAAAUGCUCUAAAGCAAUACGAGUAACAACUACAAACAGUCAUUCGCAUGAUAAUCGAUUCCACGUUGCCGUUUUUAUCCGGCCAUAGACUGUUACAGUUAGCAGAAUUCCAGAAAAAUAUGCAAAAUGCUACGUUCUACGCUGAAAGCUUACCUUUCGAACAAAUCGAAAAACUAACUGUCGGCUGUGGUUACUCAUCGAUCUAUGCCAUUUCAAAGCCCAGCGUUGAUGUCGUAGGGAAUUGGCAGACUCGCUGUUGCUCAUUGGCCGACACCUUUCAACCCAUUUUGGAUCGUAUAUACAACUUCGAAGUGCGUGAAGAUGAUAUUUGGAUUGUAACGAGCCCCAAAUGUGGCACCACCUGGGCACAGGAGAUGACAUGGUUAAUAUUGAACGAUUUCGAUUUUGAAAAGGCAAAAUCAAAGGAUAUUUCCUUACGUUCACCAUUUUUGGAAUUCAAUGGAUUUAUACCGAAUAUGUCAUAUGAUUCAAUUGAAGUUGCUAAUAAUCUACCGUCACCGCGUUUGAUAAAAUCUCACUUACCCGCCUGGCUGCUGCCGAAACAAGUAUGGACCAAGAAGAGAAAGAUCAUUUACAUCUUCCGUAAUCCGAAAGAUGCAGCUAUUUCAUAUUUCCAUCAUUGGCGCGGUAUGGUCGGGUAUAAGGGCACAAAGCAGGACUUUAUGCGUUCCUACAUCGAUGGCUAUGCGGUUUUUAAUCCCUUCUGGCCACAUGUGCUCGACUUCUGGCAAAUGCGAAACCAACCAGAAAUCUUUUUCACCAGCUAUGAGCGCAUGAAGCGUGAUUUGGCUGGCGUUAUUAAGGAUGUGUGCAAGUUCUUGGGGCGUGAUGUUAAAGAUGAGCAACUGUCGCAGCUGGAGGCGCAUCUUUCUUUUGACAACAUGAAGGAUAACCCCGCUUGCAAUCAUAGCAAGGAGUUUGAAGAUUUCAAGGCGGCAGCUGGUAGAGAAGUGGAUGAAUUUAAAUUUGUACGCCGUGGCAUAGUUGGCAGUCAUAAGGACGAAAUGCCUCAACCAGUUAUACAGGAAUUUGAUGACUGGACGGAGGAUAAUUUGAAAGACUACCAACUGACUAUUGAUGAUUUUACAAAUUAUUCAAAAUAUUAAACGGACUUUUUUAUAAUUAAGCUUAUAUAUAAUAAAUAUUUUGUAUAUAUUUUGAGAGUAUUUUGGGAACAUUUUAUGGGAAAUUGUAAAUUACGACUACGCUAAUUUGUUUUUUUAAUUUAAC
Molecule: messenger RNA, 1730 nt
Organism: Anastrepha ludens (Mexican fruit fly)
Lineage: Eukaryota; Metazoa; Arthropoda; Insecta; Diptera; Tephritidae
Product: sulfotransferase 1 family member D1-like
Exons: 5
Coding region: 527-1606 (359 amino acids)
Biological process (GO): sulfation
Cellular component (GO): cytoplasm
Molecular function (GO): sulfotransferase activity
Source: RefSeq, a predicted model, not a curated record